Molecule: messenger RNA, 2023 nt
Organism: Gadus macrocephalus (Pacific cod)
Lineage: Eukaryota; Metazoa; Chordata; Actinopteri; Gadiformes; Gadidae
Gene: rftn1a
Product: raftlin, lipid raft linker 1a
Exons: 5
Coding region: 214-1383 (389 amino acids)
Source: RefSeq, a predicted model, not a curated record
UUUGUGUGUUUGUGUGUUUGUGUGUGUGUCUGUGUCUCUGUGUAUGUCUCUGUGUGAAUGUGUGUGUGUGCGCGUGUGUGUUUGUGAGUGUAUGUCUGUGUCUGUGUGUGUGUCUCUGUGUGUGUAUGUGUGUGUGUGUGUGUGUGUGUGUGUGUGUGUGUGUGUGUGUGUGUGUGUGUGUGUGUGUGUGUGUGUGUGUCUGUGUCUCUGUGUAUGUGUGUGUGUGUGUGUGUGUGUGUGUGUGUGUGUGUGUGUGUGUGUGUGUGUCUGUCUGUGUCUCUGUGUGUAUGUGUGUGCGUGUGUGUGUGUGUGUUUGUGAGUGUCUAUGUCUGUGUGUGUGUGUGUGUGUGUGUGUGUGUGUGUGUGUGUGUGUGUGUGUGUGUGUGUGUGUGUGUGUGUGUCUCAGGGACCCAGCUCUUUGCGCUGUACAACCACACGGGGGAGCUGGAGAACUCGUCCAGGUUCUACUCCCUCAGGGUGCCGCUCUGCAUACAGAAGGAGGCGGGGCUAACCACCGAGGUCGACGCCCACUGGCUGGACCACAUGACCCAGCACUUCACAAGCGGCGCUCGCCUCAUCGACGGCUUCUUCCACCUCGCCGACGACAACGACAGCGGGAUAUCGUCCGUGGACAGUGUGUUCAUCUUCCAGAGCCCCGCCGAGGAAAGCACGGCCACCUCCUACGACGCCAUCGUGGUGGAACAGUGGACGGUGGUGGAUGGUGUCGUGGUGAGGACGGACUACAUCCCCCUGCUCCAGUCCCUGGCUCCCUACGGUUGGAGGCUGAUGUGUGUGUUGCCAACACCUGUUGUCAGGACAAACAGCGACGGCAGUUUGUCAACCAAGCAGAUCCUGUUCCUUCAGAGGCCCACGCUGCAGCGCAAGAGGAAAGACUUCAAGAUGCUGAACCUGCGAGGUCGCAGCAAGGCCAGGAAGAGCUACAGCAGCGAGACGCCCGAGAAGGAGCGGGAGAGCGCCUCCCCCGUCUCAGAGAGCGAGGUGGACGAGCUGCUGGGCAACACCAGAGAGGAGGAGGAGGAGGAGGAGGAGGAGGAGGAGGAAGGAGGGUUAAUGGUGGAGGAAGAGGAGCGGGAGGAGGAGAGGUGCCAGGGAGCAGGCACCUGGGGAGGUGAGGAGGCGAUAAUGAAGGAGGCGGAACUCCAAACAGAUUCUUCGCCACCACUGUCAGAGGGAGGAAGCGUUUCCGACGGCAACCAGGAAGAGGAGUGCGCCGAGGUGGAUUGGGCCUCGACGGCCAAGCAGGAGAAGAGUGUGAGAUGGACGGACGUGUGUCAGAGGGCGGACAGUGGGCUCGAGGAGGAGAUGAAGGAUAGGAUCAAACCCCAGCUGAGCGAGAGAGCGCUCUUCUCUGGGGUUUGCUGAAGUAAAACCAAGGGACCCGAGUGGGAUUUUAAAAUGGUUGAGCCCUUUCAAAAAAAUUAUUAAUUGGAGUUAUGUUUGGUGGAUUAUAUUAUCUGUGGCCAUUGCCAGUAUGAUGUUUCUGUAGUGCUGUGGCUAAUGUCUUAAAUCUGGCCCGCGUAGAGUGUUAGCACAUGAGCCUUUAUUUGAGGUUGUAGCCCAUUAGCUCCCUGUAUAUGGUAAUUACUCCUUUGAGGAGUAUCUGGAUGCCACACACUAAAGUAAAGCAGGUUUCCUGCCCAAGCCUUAACUUUUCUGUUCUUCAAAUUCCUGUCGUUUAACCUUCUUAUCUAGGACCGUACAAACAUAAGGGAGUAAUGAUGUCACAGGAAUCAUAUUUUUAUAUGUGAAGCAUAUUACUAAGAAAGGAAAAAACACCAAAUCAGACGAAAUGUGGAAACAGUGGAUGUGAGUUUAUUGGCGUCGGUGAAGUAAUAAAUUGAUUUCCGGCUAAGGUCAGGUUGGCUGAGUGAACUAGAUAUAAACGAUUCUUUUGUUGUAUCGCUUAUUUCCCGAGCACCUGUGUUAUGUGUAAGUGGUGUGAUGGUACCAUCUUUAAAUAGAGGCACAGGCGUCAAAUAAAUCAUCCUUGACGGAAAAAAAC